Messenger RNA from Diatraea saccharalis (sugarcane borer), 888 nucleotides. The record is from the annotation of a GenBank genome assembly. Lineage: Eukaryota; Metazoa; Arthropoda; Insecta; Lepidoptera; Crambidae.
AUGAAGAUUGACCGCUGUCAAUAUGAAAAGAGAAUAAUUCAAAUGAAAGGGAUAAAAAAUGAUGAUCCAAGAAAACUGGACGAAAAAAGAAAAACUAACAAAAAGAAGACUGGAUCAAGAAAGAAGACUGGACCAAGAGAGAAGACGGGUCUAAGGAAGGAGACUAUCAAGAAAGGAGGCUAUAUCAAGAAAGAAGACGGGAUCAAGAGAGAAGACGGGAUCAAGAGGAGACGCGACCAAGAGAGGAAAUCUAAAAAAAGAAGACGAGAUCAAGAAAGAAGACGGGGUCAAAAAAGAAAGACAGUACCAAGAAAGAAGACGGGACCAAGAAAGAAGACGGGGCCAGAAAUAAGACGCGACCAAGAGAGAAAAUCUAACAAAAAAAGACGAGAUCAACAAAGAAGACUGGACCAAGAAAGAAGACGGAAAGAAGACGGGACCAAGAUAGAAGACGGGACCAAGAAAGAAGACGGGACCAAGAAAGAAGACGGGACCAAGAAAGAAGACGGGACCAAGAAAGAAGACGGGACCAAGAAAGAAGACGGGACCAAGAUAGAAGACGGGACCAAGAAAGAAGACGGGACCAAGAAAGAAGACGGGACCAAGAAAGAAGACGGGACUAAGAUAGAAGACGGGACCAAGAAAGAAGACGGGACUAAGAUAGAAGACGGGACCAAGAUAGAAGACGGGACCAAGAUAGAAACCGGGACCAAGAUAGAAACCGGGACCAAGAAAGAAGACGGGACCAAGAAAGAAGACUGGACCAAGAAAGAAGACUGGAUCAAGAAAGAAGACGGGACCAAGAAAGAAGACGGGACCAAGAAAGAAGACGGGACCAAGAAAGAAGACUGGACCAAGAUGAAGACGCGACCAAGAGAGAGAAUCUAA